AUGGCUUCUACCCUUCUACAUUCGUGCUUUUCAGCACUUCAUUCUUCUUUUCUCAACCCUCUAUCCCUGCUGCUUUUUUCCACCAUCACGCAGAGGCCUCAACCCAAGGUGUAUCCCUUACAGUCUCCUGCCUUCCAACGAGUCACGGCCGAGCUGCAGCUUGACUCUCACAGCGCAUACUGGUGGUAUACGUCCGGACUGCUCGUCAGCGCCUUGCUUGAAGAGGCCGGCUAUUCAUCUGCUGCCCAGUAUCGCAUCCUGGUCUUCUUCGGUCGCACGAUCGCACCAUAUCUAGGGCCUAUCUACCUUCCUACUCCGCAAUGGCACAGUUUCAUGACCGACGAUCAUCACCCCAUCGAGCUCAGCUGGGACUGGCACACAGGCCACCACCAACCUCCUACCAUACGCUUUUCCAUCGAACCUGUAGGCAUCCAUGCCGGCACCCCGGCUGAUCCUGAGAACCAACAUGCCGACCUCUGCUUUCGCAAGGCGCUGGCCGCAGCUCUACCCCUGCCAGAAACCCACAUGGCCUGGUUCCGACACUUUGACAAUUUCCUGACGCCCAAGACCCCAACGGGCACGAGGCUGAUGGAAGGCCACCCAUCCAAGAUCUUCUACGCCUUCGACCUUUCGGCGAACGCGGCCGUUACCAGCAAGGCCUACUUCUUCCCGGGGUUCCAGGCGCGCGCGACCUCCCAGACUAAUCUCGAGGUAAUCAGCGCUGCCAUCGCCAGCGCCCCCGGCUGUACUUCCCUAGCGGCCCUCCAGACCUUUCAAGAAUUCGCGCGCGACCCGCGGACCCCACCGCUGGAGAUGGACAUGCUGGCCAUCGACAAUGACCCGCCGGCUCAGUCGCGGCUGAAAAUCUACUUUCGCAACCGCGCCACGAGCUUCGCCUCCGUCCGUCAAAUGAUGACUCUGGGCGGCCGGCAGUCAGGCACGCAGGACGAUGACAUGACCCGCGGGCUCCAGAACCUGCGGAGCCUCUGGGACGCUCUGUUCGAUCAGGCUGGCGCGCCAGACACCCAGUCCCUCGGCAGCACAGGCCAUCGUACCACCGGACUCCUCUACAACGUGGAAUUCCGCCCCGGACAAUCAGCGCUGAAAGUCAAAAUCUAUAUCCCUGUUCGUCAUUACGCCCGCAGCGACGAACACAUCAUGAAGACUGUUCAUGAUUACAUGGUCGCCCAAGGAGGCGGGGGUCCUUUACGACGGGAUUACGAAACCGUGAUGCGGAAGAUGGUGUAA
Messenger RNA from Aspergillus affinis, 1248 nucleotides. Its product is annotated as aromatic prenyltransferase. The coding region runs from base 1 to 1248 and encodes 415 amino acids. Gene Ontology annotation, molecular function: transferase activity, transferring alkyl or aryl (other than methyl) groups. Lineage: Eukaryota; Fungi; Ascomycota; Eurotiomycetes; Eurotiales; Aspergillaceae. Gene Ontology annotation, biological process: alkaloid metabolic process. The transcript has a single exon. The record is from RefSeq and is a predicted model, not a curated record.